AUGUUUCUCUGUCAGGCCAUUCGUCUCUGUUCCCCAUGGAGGAUGAGCGCUCCUUUGGAGAGGAUGAGUCCGGUGACCAGGGCCUCGCCGGCCUCGGCUCUGCCCACUGUUUCCCACACCUGAAUGGCGAACGCGUCGAGCGUUAUUCCCGCAAGGUGUUUGUCGGAGGGUUACCCCCAGAUAUAGAUGAAGAUGAAAUCACUGCCAGUUUCCGCCGAUUCGGCCAUCUCUUUGUAGAUUGGCCCCACAAGGCAGAGAGCAAGUCUUACUUUCCACCAAAAGGGUAUGCAUUCCUGCUGUUUCAAGAUGAGAGCUCUGUCCAGGCAUUGAUUGAUGCUUGCAUUCAGGAGGACGGCAAACUCUACCUGUGUGUCUCCAGUCCCACCAUUAAAGACAAACCU
Cyprinodon variegatus (sheepshead minnow) is the source of this 401-nucleotide messenger RNA. Its product is annotated as cytoplasmic polyadenylation element-binding protein 4-like. The record is from RefSeq and is a predicted model, not a curated record. Gene Ontology annotation, molecular function: translation factor activity, RNA binding; mRNA 3'-UTR binding; mRNA regulatory element binding translation repressor activity. The annotation marks the transcript as partial. The transcript is spliced from 3 exons. Gene Ontology annotation, cellular component: cytoplasm; neuron projection; nucleus. NCBI's taxonomy places the organism in Eukaryota, Metazoa, Chordata, Actinopteri, Cyprinodontiformes, Cyprinodontidae. Gene Ontology annotation, biological process: negative regulation of cytoplasmic translation.